CAAUCCUACAUUGAAGAGCUGCAGAAGUUCCUCGAAGAUGCCAACUACAAAGUGUCUCUCAACUUGGAACCCCCAAUCAAGAUUGACACCCCACUACAACCUCAAACGCCUCAAGGUUCCCUUCCAAUUUUCUCAAACAGCAGCUCCUCCACCUCCACUGAACGCCGCAGCGCCUCCAGCCGUUCAACAAAAUCGGGCUACACAUCGGAUCAAGAUCAGGCUACUGUUGCCGCAACUGUGCCUCGAAAGAAGUCUGUCAUACCAAUUAGCUUCAAGGCACUCUCAAAGGCUCUGACAUUGGAAGUAGGCACUACAGCAGAAGAGGAAGUGGAGGGCAACUGUUGUGGUGGGAAAUCUGGAGGGAAGAAAAUGUCCCUCCAUGUGCCGAAUUCUGUGGGACCGCUGGAAGCCAUUGUGGCUGCUUUUCCGAAAACAACUCUUUUCUCCGGUGAUUUUUCUGCUCUCAAGGGUAGCAAGCAAUUCUCCCCCUGCAAAGUAUCCAAAUCUCGCAAUGGCUCUGAGAACGAUUCAAGCGAGUGCAAAUCAUCUCUUGAGAUGGAGGCAUCUGGUGUCUCCACUCAUGAUCAAGAGGUUCAGGUACCUUUUCCACUCUCCUCCGAUUCUUCCUCUUCUACUCUCACCUCUCCUUCCAUGACAUGUCUUCUCUGUGGUCGUUCUCCUGACAAUCAAUCAUCUCCCAAGAAGGAGAAACAGUCUCAGACGGAUUUGUUGAGGUAG
This is a messenger RNA of Rodentolepis nana, 738 nucleotides long. The record is from the annotation of a GenBank genome assembly. Lineage: Eukaryota; Metazoa; Platyhelminthes; Cestoda; Cyclophyllidea; Hymenolepididae.